CUGCUUCUGCUUCGAGCAUGUGCUGAACUUUCAGUCUCAACUCAUUCUCUCUGCGGUCCGUGUGAACGCGGGGGAAAAUCGCUUUAUCGGCGGAUUUGGUGCUGGCUUUAUUGCACGCAGAUAUCCUGUAGUGUAGACUGUCAUUUUGUCUAUGGGUUGCAUCUUAAAUCAUUUGCACUUGAGCGGGUAAAUCUCACUCCGAAUCAAUCGGGUGGAAUAGAAAGGAAAGGAUUUUGCUUGGCAUGGAACAUGUAACAUGAGCUCGCGCUCGUGCAGACAAAGCCAUCCCGUUUACUGUCCUCUAUUCUCCUGAGAUCCAGCAUGCUGUGUGUGCUAAUCCUCUAACUGCCAAUUAUAUCGCCUGUUAUAUAUUUAUAACUGUCUAUCUUUCCAAUUUCCGUCUAAUAAGACUUCAGAGUGUCCCGAAACCAUUGCACUAUGUGCAGUUUCAGCGUGCAGCAUCCUGUUUCACACACAGGUAGCCAAGCAGGUAGGUCCAGCCCAGGCUGUGUGUGUGUGCGCGCGCGCGCGCGCGUGUGUGUGUACUGGGAACUGAAGCACACAGAUCAUAGUGGGAUGGGUUUUUAGAGCCUGGGAAUGUUGCAGUGCACUGACAUGAAUUAACAGCAAAUAAAUUUUAUUACCCAUGUCCCAGAAUGGAAAGUAAUGCUGCUAGUGUGAAGAGGUCAUGAGCAUAAAAAUAGAGGAGACUGAUAUGGUGCCACCUUAGAACCUCAUGGGAGUCAGCCAAAUGCUUGGCGAUGGCUCUUCUUGCCUAACCCUGAUUACUUCUGCUGGAGGUUCGAGAGGUGGGGGGACUUGUAUACCACUCUCCGCACACUAGUUUUUAGCUCUGCCUGCACUGAUCUCUCUCUGUCAGACUCUACAGGGACUGCCCUGUUACCACAAAGGCGACCGUGAAUCAGGCACGAUCUCUCAAUUCCUUCAGGCGAGCUCUGCUCCUGAAGUUUACUUGAUGUUGAAUCUGUCGCUUAAGGCUCCAAGGGCUCGUCUAACAAAACCUCACAAUAGCUCCAGCGCUCUUUUGUGCAUCUAAAUGAACACCCUGUGUGCAUGAGGAAAUGCAAUAGGCAUGGCUGUUUUGUCCUUGACUUCGAGUGUGACUGCAGUCCAGGCACUAACUUCCAGAGAAGGCAGCUGAGGAAGCAAGCUCCUCAGUGGGCCGUAAUGACGAGGAGACAAGUGAAGAAGUGAUAAGGAAGGAAGGAGGGAGGAAGAAGAUGGGAGCCAAUGUUUCCAGCUACCCACACUCAUGCUCUCCACGCUUUGGUGGAAACACACAGGCUCAGCAGACAUUUAUUGGAACGUCAUUGUACUCACAGCAGAGUUACACCUGGGAGCCAAAGCUCUACAGCAUGGAGCAUGGCGGUCACGACCGCGUUCCCGACCGGAAGAAGAGGAGCUCUGGUCUGGCCACACUCAAGCGCCGCUUCAUCCGCCGCCGCAGGGCAAGCCGUUCAGCCGACCAUGCCCGGCAUAUGCGUGAAUUGCUCUCAGGCUGGCAUGUUUGUGAUGCCAAUGCCCUAGUUGAGGAGUAUGAGGGCACAGCUGCCCUCAAAGAGCUGAGCCUGGCCACGAGCCUGGCCCGGCCUGAAGCUGCCACUCUGCGAUCCUGCAUGGCCACCCUCUUCCAGCACAAACAUUGUGCCGAUGUGGACCUGAUCUUUCAGGACGCCUGCUUCCCUGCCCACCGUGCCAUCCUGGCUGCCCGCUGCCCUUUCUUCAAGAGCUUGCUAUCAUCCACAGGCUCAGCCAGUUCAAGCUACAAUGGACCAGAGGUGCUACUUGAUGUGGGCAUGGCAGGAAUGGAUGUCAUGUUGUUCUCUGCCCUGCUACAUUUCUUGUACACUGGUGAGCUGGGAGGCGCCAACAGAGAGGCGGAAACUCGGCUGAGGAACGUGGAUGUCCUCAGGCAGCUUAGUGAGGAGUUUGGCAUGCCUAACCCUCUGGAGGAAGACAUGAGGAUGCUGUUUCACUCCAUGUGCUACUACGACUCUGUACUCAGCUUCUGCUCUGAGCCUCAGAGUGUAGAAGCUUGUGAUGCUGUAGGAGGGAUUAGUGGUGGAGGGAUUGCUGGAGUUAGCAUUGUAAAAAGUGACCAGUCAGCAUCCCCAGAGGAGGACCUGAGAGCCCACAAGGCCGUGCUCUCGGCACGCUCUCCUUUCUUCCGGAACCUUCUGCAGCGCCGUGUCCGAACUGGUGAAGAGCUAACAGAGAGAACAUUACAAACACCUACACUCAUUGUCCUGGACGAGUCAAUCAUCCCACGGAAGUAUGCCCGCGUCAUCCUGCACUGCAUGUACACUGAUGUUGUAGACCUAGCACUAGUGAUGCGUGGCAGUCCCUCAAUGGGCAGUCUGAGUGAGACACAGUCCCUGGGGAUGAGUAACACUGCUGGCAAGGGUGCUGUCCCCACACGCACAGAGGAAGCCAUGGAGCUCUACCACAUUGCCCUGUUUCUGGAAUUCAGUAUGCUGGCACAAGGCUGUGAGGAUAUCAUUGUGGAGAGCAUCUCUUUGGAGUCACUGAUCUCCAUUCUGAAGUGGAGUUCUCAGCCUUAUGGCUCAAAAUGGGUCCACAGACAGGCCAUGCAUUUCCUUUGUGAGGAGUUCAGCCAGGUCAUGACCUCAGAUGUGCUCUAUGAGCUCACCAAGGAUCAACUGCUUAUAGCCAUUCAGUCAGACUAUCUGCAGGCGAGCGAGCAGGACAUUUUGAAGUAUGUGAUUAAGUGGGGCGAGCACCAGCUCAUUAGGAGGAUGGCUGACCGAGAGCCCAAUCUACUGAGCAGUACGGCUCACAGUGUGAAUAAGCGUGGAGUGAAGAGAAGAGAUCUGGAUAUAGAAGAACUGAAGGAGAUUUUGUCUCCUCUGCUGCCUUACAUCCGCAUGGAACACAUUCUCCCAGCCAAUAGUGACGUCCUCACUGACGCAAUGAAGCGUGGCUUGAUCAGCACUCCUCCAUCAGACAUGCUGCCCACAGCAGAGGGAGGCAAAGCAAAUGCCUGGCUUAGGCAGAAAAACACAGGCAUUUACGUGCGUCCACGUCUCUUCUCUCCCUAUGUGGACGAGGCAAAGUCGGUCCUUGAGGAGAUGAUGGUGGAACAGACAGAUCUGGUACGACUGAGAAUGGUGCGCAUGUCUAAUGUGCCAGACACCCUGUACAUGGUCAAUAACGCAGUGCCCCAGUGCUGUCACAUCAUAAACCACCAGCAAAUCACUGGCAACCAAACCACUGCCCCGUCUGUUGUGGCCAACGAGAUACCAGUGCCCAGCUUGGCAGUGGUUAGAGAGAUGAUUUCCAGGCUACAGGAGCUCAGGCACACAGAUCAGGUCCAGAGAGCCUAUGCUCUGAACUGUGGGGAGGGAGCCACAGUGAGCUAUGAGCUUCAGCUCCGUGUUCUCAGAGAGUUUGGCCUACCGGACGGAGCCGCAGAGUUGCUGCAGAACCCGCACAAGUUCUUUCCGGAGGAGCGUUUUGGAGAUGAGAGUCCUCUCCUUAGUCUGAGAGCAGUUGGCCGUUGCAGAGUGAAUAGCUCCCCUGCUAUGGACACCAUGUUUACAGAAUUGGAGAGUUUUGGUAGUCUUAACCCUCCUCUCCCUCCUCCACCUCCCCCAUAUCAUGCCAUGUCAGCUCAGGCCCAGCACAGAGUAGCCUGGGGCUCGAGGGUGGCAGUGCCGCCCCCCUCUCGCUCCUUCUCCUACCCCUGUAACCACACACUGCUCCAGCAGAGAGGCUCCUCCAUGCCCAAAUCCAGCAACCCAGCACACCAGGCUCCCGACUACAGCAUGGCUCAGAGCAUGGGGAAAACACUUAACGCAGAGUCAUGUGGGAGUCUGGAACCUCUGAUUAGUGAUUAUAUGCCAGACAUCGCUCUCGGAGUGUCCACUAUGACUCUGUCGGAGCAUGGCAAAGCUCAGGACACCACUCUUCAUUCUCUUCCCAACAUGAGCUCUACUGUCCCCCACUACCCACCUGGACCGUGCCCCAGCGGACGAUAUUCUCUCACUCAACUUUCCCACAAGAGACAUGUCUCUAAACAAAAAGCAGAGCCUCCAUCUGAAUAUCCAGACCUUUAUGACUUGCCUAAUCAAGACAGUCUUGUAUCUAGCCUUCCUCCUCAGGCCACCUACACGGGUCCAGACUUGUACGGACAGCGCAGAGGGCCAUGCAAUAACAUAACCCUCUCAUGUCUCCCUGACACUUUGUCAGUUCACACCCAGGCAAGGCUAGGACAGCCAUCUGACUCCCUUCAUUUGGAUGUCUUGGGUCAAAGGUUGGAUUUGGACCAUGCCUCCUCUGGAGUAUCCUCAGUAGGGGGAGCAUUUGUGCCCAGUGGGCGCUCAAUAAAUGACUCGGACCUGACAUGUGGUCUUGGACCUUCAAAAGGAGGUGCCGAGUCGUAUGAGGAGCACAGCUCAGUUCCAGAUGGGACAGGGGACAUAAGGGAGGCCUCUGGAGGAGCUGGACACCACAGGAACGGUAGUGAAGAAACAGGAAUAGGCCGGGAUCACAGGUCACCCAAUAAGCCAGAGUACCAGUAUAAGAAAUCUGCACUUUAAAUCCGAUAAUGAAAAGUCAUGGACUUCGACAAAGACUGUUAAAACCUAACUUUAUUAAACAAGUGCUGAGUUUCAGUGUAGUCUUGCAGGUAGCUAUAUUUCCCUUCCAUUACAGCUUGUUAGAAAGGACUAGAAAGGAAUCAGUCCUUUCAGAAAGUUGUGGAAUUUUUGGCAGGAGUUGCUUAACAGUGAAUGGAUUUUCAUAAGAGUUUGCAUUUGUGUAUGUAGUAAUGCAGAGGGUUUUGUGUCUCUUCUUUAUUUUAAUGGAUUCUCCUGGAUACCAAAAUUCAUUAGAGUCUGUGACUAAUAUAUUAACUGAUGAAGGUAACAUCAAUAAAAUAUGCCUCCUGUUAAAAAUGGGAAUCAAAUCAGCUCCUAGAUGAAUGUCAAAAAAAAAAUUUGCCAGUCAAAAAUUUGGACACCUACUCAUAGGGUUUUCUCCAUCUUGUUUAUACUAUUUUACAAUAAUAAUGAAGACAUCGACACUAAGUAAUAACACAUUGAAUUAUACAGUACCCAAGAAAAGUGUUAGACAAAUCAAAACUAGUUUAUAUUUUAUAUUUUAAAAUUCUUAACAGUAUUCCUGAUUCAGCAUUGUGCAUUCUUGGCAAAUUUCACAACUAGUUUCGUGAGGGAGAUUCCCAAAUAAGCUGAGCAUUUCUUCUUGUAGGCUGAUUUCUUUUAAAUGGAAACUUGUUUGGGGAAACAUCACUUUAAUUAAAAAUAACUUGUUUAGGGGUAAAAAGAACAUUUAAAAUACAUUU
Messenger RNA from Pangasianodon hypophthalmus (striped catfish), 5344 nucleotides. RefSeq names its product BTB/POZ domain-containing protein 7. Gene Ontology annotation, molecular function: protein binding. Bases 1242 to 4580 code for a protein of 1112 amino acids. Gene Ontology annotation, biological process: morphogenesis of a branching epithelium. The transcript is spliced from 11 exons. Lineage: Eukaryota; Metazoa; Chordata; Actinopteri; Siluriformes; Pangasiidae. The record is from RefSeq and is a predicted model, not a curated record.